Molecule: messenger RNA, 1525 nt
Organism: Oreochromis aureus
Lineage: Eukaryota; Metazoa; Chordata; Actinopteri; Cichliformes; Cichlidae
Product: cornifelin homolog B-like
Exons: 4
Coding region: 113-502 (129 amino acids)
Source: RefSeq, a predicted model, not a curated record
CCCACCCUAGAAGCUAGUGUGUCCACACCCUCUUCCCUCAUUUCCAGUUUGAUGCCGGGAUUUCUCAACUUCAUCUAAUUUUUUUCAACGCUCAGAGAAUCAGAGAAACGGCAUGGCUGGCCACCAGCAGACCAACCAGGUGGUGACAAUCACCACCAAUCAGAACCCUGGGCAGUGGAGCACCGACCUCUGUGACUGCUGUGUUGAUAUGAACAGCUGUUGCUGCGGCUUUUGGUGUUUCCCCUGCAUGCAGUGUGAGACAGCCAGUAAACAUGGAUGGUGCUGUGCCAUGCCACUCCUGGAUGUUUGCGGCGUGGUUUCCUGCUUACUCCGUCAGUCCAUCAGAGAGAGCCACGACAUCCCUGGCUCGUUCAUUGAUGACUGCUGCAAGAUAUGCUGGUGUUACUCGUGCGUCUGGUGCCAGAUGCAUCGCGAGAUGAAGAUCAGAGAAAGCCUGCAGCCCGCCACCUCGACUGUGAUCACCACACAAGCCGUGCUGUAACCAUUUUUGCUGCGGAUUCAAAGUCGCAUGUUUCUAUUCACUUCUGUUUUAUCUGCAUAUAACACUCAUCUCAUAGCAUUUUGACCUCAGUUGAAUUUUGAGAGCUGUAAACUAACCUGUAGUAUUUUAUUAGCCUAGCUCACUGUCAUUCAUUGUUUGCAGAGCUCAUUUCAUGUAACAAGUAAUAAGAAUAGGUAUGCAGGGAUCCAAAUAACAGUACUAGCUCAGUGUACUAUUGUGAGAAGCUUUUUCUUAAGUGAUGAGUUUGACCUGAUCUCACCAGACAUCACCACGUUUAUCACUUUACAUUUCCUGGGAAUCUCCGGGACACACCCAGGGACCCGUAUAACCUCACCUCGAUGACCUGAAAACCGCUACUGUGAUCAAAACAAGGAGCAACCUUUUCCUCUGUUUAAUAGCCAGAAAACAGUGGAAAUGUAAAAACAGUGGAUGCAUGAGUGAUGUGAGUUAUAUCCUUCAUUUUUAAUGGUUCACAUUUAAAAAACCUUACAGCCCAACACUGCCCUCUAUAUCAGUACAGAUGUUAGCACAGCCUCCACAUUUAUGCAACUCUUGUUACCUUCUCUGUCCGGGCUGCAUUAAACCUAUCAUUUUUUUAAAGUCUACUUUUAAUCAUAGAGACAGCGGAUACAAUCUAUAAAUCCUUGUAUUAUGUAAACCUUUAGGCACAUAUGUCCCUUUUUCUUAUACUAAGAUAUCCAAAGGAUUUGGUGUAUAGGAAAAAAGAAAUAGAUUAUUUAAACACCCAGCACUCAAAUAUUAGUAUUCAUUUAAUGGCUGUCUUAAACACUUUAAAAUAAAUAAAAAGUCUUUUGGCAAAGAACAGAUUUUUCACCCCCUGUAAACAUGAUGACACAAAUGCAACUGAAAAAUGUAAAAUUAAAGGUUUAUUCAUUCAAAGGCUUAAACUUAUGGAAACUGUGCUUACUUAUAGCUGAAUGUAUAGCAAUCAAGUAAAUUUCAUGUGACCAGAUAUUAUUAAAUUCAACUUUUACACUGUAA